Messenger RNA from Salvelinus namaycush (lake trout), 6791 nucleotides. Its product is annotated as tyrosine-protein phosphatase non-receptor type 14-like. The record is from RefSeq and is a predicted model, not a curated record. Gene Ontology annotation, biological process: lymphangiogenesis; protein dephosphorylation. Gene Ontology annotation, molecular function: protein tyrosine phosphatase activity. Bases 1 to 3771 code for a protein of 1256 amino acids. Lineage: Eukaryota; Metazoa; Chordata; Actinopteri; Salmoniformes; Salmonidae. Gene Ontology annotation, cellular component: cytoskeleton. The transcript is spliced from 18 exons.
AUGCCGUUCAGGCUGAUGCUGCGUCGGACACGGCGCUACAAUGUGCUAAGCAAGAACUACUUUGUGACGCGGAUUCGUCUGCUGGACAACAACGUGAUCGAGUGUACUCUGUCUGUGGAGAGUACGGGGCAGGAAUGUCUGGAGGCAGUGGCCCAGAGACUGGAACUACGAGAGACCCAUUAUUUUGGCCUGUGGUUCCAGGGGAAGGCCCAGCCCCAGUCCCAGCGCUGGGUCGAGCUGGAGAAGCCUCUGAAGAAACAGCUGGAUAAGUUUGGCAACGAGCCACUGCUCUUCUUCGGGGUCAUGUUCUACGUCCCCAAUGUGUCACGCCUUGAGCAGGAGGUCACCAGGUAUCAGUACUACCUGCAGGUGAAGAAGGAGGUGCUGGAUGGACGUCUCCACUGUACCGUAGAGCAGGGCAUCAGACUAGCAGGCCUAGCAGUGCAAGCUGACUUUGGGGAUUUCACACAGUUCCUGUCUCAGGACUUCCUCAGGGAGUACGUGCUCUUCCCAGUGAACUGGCCUCAUGUAGAUGAGGUGCUGGAGGAGUGGACUCAGAAGGUGGCAGAGGAACAUAAGAGUCACUGUCGAAUGCAGCUUGCAGAAGCAGAGUUGCUCUAUAUCAAGGAGGUAGAGAAGCUGGAUGGCUUUGGACAGGAGAGCUUUGCUGCUAAGGACACCUACACCAAUGACAUCUUCAUUGGUGUGUCCUUCAUCGGAGUCUUCGUCAAACACAGGAACGGCAGGUCCAUUAUGCACCACAGAUGGAAAGACAUUGGUAACAUAGCGCACAACAAGUCGGCCAUCACAGUAGAGAUAACCAGUAAAGAUGACACCAUCAUGUUUCACACGGAUGACAUAGAGCUGUCCAAGUACAUCGCUCGGCUCUUCACGGCCAGACACAAGUUCUACAAACAGAACAAGAUCUGUGCAGAACCCGCCCACUCCCCUGCACCUAUCAGGAGGCGCCCCACCUGGACCCACCGCCUCUCUCUGCCAAGGCCCCAGUCCUGUAUCCUCCAGCCAAUGCACUCCCAGUAUGCAGAGCAUUACCAGGACACACAGAGCUCUCAAGACAGCAUAUUCCAUGAAGACCCCUACUACAAGUCUGAGACUAGUCUGGACCGGUGUCCGGUCGAAUUCGGCUUCCGCAAUGGAACUGUUCCCAAUGGCAGCAUGUACAGUAGUCCCAGCCUCAGCUCCCUUAACCACUCCCAAACCUUCGUACAACCUUCACCCAUCUCCUCUAACCUCAGUAUCCCUGGCAGCGAGCUGAUGCGCCCCGACUACAUCCCGAGUCAUCGCCAUAGUGCCAUCAUCGCCCCUUCCUAUAGGCCCACGCCAGAGUAUGAAGCUGUGAUGCGCCAGAAGUGCCACAUGCUCCCCGCCCACCAUGACCUUCACAGCCAAUCACUGAGGAGUCUCAAUAUUAGUAAUGCCUAUGCAUAUCGUCAGCCAGAGGCGUUGGUUUAUAGCCAGCCAGAGAUGAGAGAGAGGGGCCCCUAUCCAGGACCUAACCCUUAUGGCCCUCAGGUCAGCUACAGUAAGCCUGUGAACCCUGCUCCUCACCUGGGCCCCGGAGCCAGUCAGGGCCCCUGCCAGUCUGCAUGUGGAGGAGGAGGGGGUGGGAGCUCCAUCUCUCACACGGUCAGCACGCCUGAACUAGCCAACACCAAACAGGGGGCUACUACAGGGAGCUACGGCGCUACGGCUAACAUGCUGAGGAACCACAUGUCGCGGCCGCCCCCUCCCUACCCGUCCUUCCGACCCGCCACAAGUACCCCGGACCUGGCCAGCCACCGGCACCACUGCAUGGGCGGCAGCAGCCCCGAGCUGGUCACCCGCAUGGUGCAGCUGUCUGUGAAGACUUUCCAGCCGGACAGCUCUGCCGUGGUGCACCAGUCUCUGCAGGAGGUUAGCGAACCGCUAACUGCGGCUAAGCACCGAUCAGCCCUGGGGAAGAGACACAGCAUGGAAGUGACCAGCAGCAUGAGGGGGGGAGGAGGGGGAGGAAUGGAGGGCAUGGUGGUUUUGAAGGGGAUGGCUGCCCCACUAAACAGGAGGAAUACUCUCAGAGAGCACGUGAUGCCACCCCAACCUCAGACCCAGCCUCAAUCACAACCCCCCCAACCCCAAUCUCACCAGCCCAAAGAGCUGCCUGUGCAGAGAGCCCCAGAGACCCCCAUCCCAUCCUCCACGGCGCAGGGAGUGGGCGGGGCCUACCAGCACCAGAAGACCCUCUCCAACGCCACCAUGCUGAUCCACAGCAGUGAGAGCGAGGAAGAGGAGGAGGAGGAGGAAGAGGAGAGGCCUGAGCUGGACGUUCAGAUCCCAGGUCUGAACGAGGACAUUAAUGCCCAGCUCCAGGCCGCCCUUGCCAAGCUCCCCAACAAGCCCCCUCCGGAGUACCCCGGACACCCUAGACCAGCCACCAACGCCCCCCUCCGCUCCCGCGAUCACAGCCACCCUCACCACCACAACCAGGGACACCAGACCCAGGGAACCAAGGACCCAAGCCAAGCCCAGGCCCGGGUGCUGAAAGCUGGGCAGAGUCAGGGCGGUGUAGGGGGUGGUGGCGGUACCCUGACCCGUGGGGAUCAGGCUGGGAUGAAUGGGGCAGUUCUGGGGCCGUCAAUCUCUGAGCCAGACCUGACCAGUGUGAAGGAGAGGGUCCGGAAGGAGCCAGUUAAAGAGAGGCCAGUGUCUGAGAUGUUCUCUCUAGAGGAUAGCAUAGUGGAGAGAGAGAUUGCACAGAGGACGCUGGAGAGACAGAAGAUGUCGGUGGACUCAAUAAAGAGACCUCUGAUGAUGGCGGCCCUCAACGGGCUCUAUGUCGCCAGGGUGCCUGUACCAGAGAACCCCCGGGAGGAUGGGGCCAAGGCUGCUGAUGAACGGUGUAAGACCCUAGAGUUGAAGUUGGAGGAGGAGAGGGUCUUCACGGAGUACGAGCAGAUCCCAAAGAAGAGGGCCAACUGCGUGGUCACCACGGCAACGCUGCCCGACAACGGCGAGCGGAACCGAUUCCGUGACGUGGUUCCGUACGAGGAGAACCGGGUGGAGCUGGUUCCCAACAAGGAGAACAACACAGGCUACAUCAAUGCUUCACACAUCAAGGUGAUGAUCAGUGGGGAGGAAUGGCACUAUAUCGCCACCCAUGGACCGCUGGCCAACACCUCUGCAGACUUCUGGCAGAUGGUCUGGGAGCAGGGAGUCAACGUCAUCGCCAUGGUUACUGCCGAGGAGGAGGGUGGUAGGUCAAAGAGCCACCGGUACUGGCCCAAGCUGGGCUCCAAGCACAACUCAGCCACCCACGGCAAAUUCAAGGUGACCACCAAGUUCCGUACGGACUCAGGUUGCUACGCCACCACAGGGUUAAAGGUCAAACACCUGCUUUCGGGCCAGGAGCGCACUGUGUGGCACCUGCAGUACACUGACUGGCCGGACCACGGCUGUCCCGAGUACGUCCAGGGAUUCCUCUCUUACCUGGAGGAGAUCCAGUCAGUGAGAAGACACACUAACAGCAUGCUGGACACCUCCAAGAGCCUCAACCCCCCUGUGGUGGUCCACUGUAGUGCUGGGGUGGGCCGCACCGGGGUCGUCAUCCUCACCGAACUAAUGAUCAGCUGCCUGGAGCACAACGAGAGGGUGGAGGUCCCUAUGAUGUUGAGUCACCUGAGGCAGCAGAGGAUGCUCAUGGUCCAGACCAUCUCCCAGUAUAAGUUUGUUUACCAGGUCCUUAUCCAGUUCCUCAAAAACUCCCGUCUCAUCUAAACCCUCACCUCUGACCCUUGACCCUUGACCUGGUCCCACAUGAGCUGACACAAGGGCAAUGGAAUACUGGUGCCGCAAAUAACCCCCCCCCCCCCUCGCAGUCCUAGAGGGCUGGGUAAGUGUGAAUAGCAUGGUGAUAGCCUCACUCAGCCCUCUGGUAUGGUAGGAGUUUCUGCCAUAUUGCAUACAUCUAUCUAGUCCUAUCAAAGACAGGGGAAAGUAGGUAUGUUUUCAUGUUUUCAGAUUUGAACACAGCCAGGGACAACUAAUAUAUCCCAACAGUAAUUAUACAGAGUGUAUAUUUCAGACCUCCACAUUUAAUCUGAAAAGCGUCCUACUAUUCAGUCUGUCUCUCUUCUUUAUCUUGGAGAGAGAGGCUUUUCUGUUGUAUUAGUGAUAGCCUCUCUGUCUUAUGUCUUGUCAAUGGAGAAACCUGAGAGAGAUACAGACCAGACUAGCAUUCUAGAUGUUAGCGUUUAAAGUCACAUGCUAAAUGAUGAGUGUUGGUCGUUUCUUACCUGAGUUUAAACCAGGUAAACCCAGGAGACAAUUAUCUCAGCAUUUUCACAUUUAUUCCUUUAAAACAAAUGCUAAUUGAAUAACUUUUUGGAAUAUGGUUCCCCAUUUGAUAAUAAUGGCAUUUCAAAUGUAAGGCUAAUGAACCCUUGUUAAUCAAAUUGAACCGAAAUCUAGGAAAAGGUUAAUGACAUGGCAUUGUUUUUCAUUGAAUAUAAUGCAGAGCUCUGUAUUGUUAAAAUGAGAAACUGUCAUUUUUUCCACUAAAUUAGAUGAUAAAGCUAACGUUACAUAAAUGUUUUUUCAGGUGCCACUUAAAAAAAAUACAGGACAUGGCACUGUUGGUUGUUAUUUCAAGUUAUGUAGAAUCAUAUGUUUUUCUAAGCUGUCAGAAACCUUUCUAAAUCUAUGGUAAGGCAGACAAUUGUAAGAUACAGUGAAGACUUGUCUCAACAUUUCAAUAUUUAAUAUUGUUGUAUUUUUUUUUUUUUUUUUAACUUUUAUUUAUUUAUCCUAAUACCAUCCUCAUAUUUUUCCUGAAUGUGGCUCAUUGGAGUGCAUGUUGACAGUCGGAUCAUCUUUGCAAAUAGUUCUGUGGACAUUUGAGUAGGAUGUGUCUAAAAUUGUCAUUGCCCUUCAAGUAUUCCACUCACCACUCACGUACUUCCAGAUAUCUCUCAUUCCUCAUUGUCUUGACUGGUAGUACAUCUAUUGUUCUUUUUCAUCCUCAGCCAACUUUUCAUGUACAUUACAGUAUGUCCAUUUACAAAGGCAUGUCAAAUACAUAUAUGUUUAUCCCAGACUUCCAUUGUAAUUAUCUCCUGUGUUCUCUCCCAAGUAGUUUCACAUAUUGUAGGCAUUCCUUCACCUUUCUUGAGAGAAACACCCUUUCUUUUCAUGAGUCUAAUGUACAACGCCCAAAGUUAUUUUAGUUCUAGAUCCUACAUGUGUGUAGUCCCAGAUGCCAGUAUGUCUCUGCUCUAGUUGACUAAAGCAGACUGACACUCAGGCUGCUGAAUGUUAUGUAGGCCCCAGUUUGUCACACUGUGCCACUCUACAGAGGAGUCCAUGAAAGUUCAUGUUGAAUAGAGAAGUUUGUGUUCUGAUAUGGUGGCAGUGAGCCAAAUCCAGAAGGACAGAUAGAGCUGAUCCCUAAGAUGGAGGACAGACACUAACAGUAGUAUUGUGCCUUAUUAAAGUGCAGGGAUGGGCUACCCGGAUGUUUGUUUCCAUAGGGAGGGACUGGUAGAGUCCAAUCAGUUUCCAUAGGGAGGGACUGGUAGAGUCCAAUCAGAUUCAGAGCUAUAGAUCUACAGUUUGGCAAACUUCCAUCUUGGCACCAAAGGUUCCAUUUAGAUUUGGUCUAUUUGAUAUAAUGGUAUUGUCUCUUGGUGCCAAUAUAGUGUCCAAUGUUUUUUAAUCUCAAAUUGAGUUUGCCAAACGGUAUAUCAAUGGCUCUGAAUUGAUGUUAAAUCUAUUUUGAUAUUAUAGACCAGCUAGAUAUGAUCUGUUUUAGACCGUAUAUUUAUCGACCAACAUGGGUUGUAUCUAGGGUUACAAAAAUCCAGGAACUUCAUUAAAUUCCCUGGUUUUCCAGAAAUCCUGGUUGGAGGACUCCGGAUUUCCUGCUUAUUCCCUCCUUAUUCUGGGAAUUUCUGGAAAACCAGGGAAUUUAUUGAAAGUCCCAGGAAUUUUGCAACCCUAGUUGUGUCCCAAAAGGUUUCAGUGACCAACCAGUCAAAGCCGCAAUGGCUGCCAUUCGUUUUUGUAUAACUGUAAAAUCUAUCUCUGUAAGGAUCUUAGGGCUCAAUUCAAUCUGUAUCGCUGAAGCUCUACAGAUGGCGUGAUUGAAAUUCAAUUUCCGAUUUAAGCCGAAAUCUGCAGCGUUUACCGUGAAUGCAGUCUCCUCUAAAGCAGGAAAAUUGCCUUUAAAUUUCAAUCACGCUGUAAUGCUGAACAUCCGCACUACAAAUUGAAUCCAGCCGUUAGUGUUCCUAUGUGCCUAAACCCAGCUAUGGCUGCAUCCUACAAUCUGUUAUGUUGUUUUUCUAUAUCUGUGAGAGUUGUGAUGCAAAGCCAGCCAUGUCUAAAUUAACGUGUGUAUACCGGGCAUGCGAGAAAGAUUUCUACAAAUGUUUUAUUUUUUUUGACUUGGUACCCUUAAAAUACCGUAAGAUAAUGAACUAUGCAUGCUUUUUUUAUAUUCCAAUGUAUAUAUCUAUACUCAAGAUACGUAUAUACGCUUUAUGUUCUCUUGACAUAUGAGUGUUCUAUUGCAUUCUCUUCUGUUUGUGAGUAUUUUCCCACAUUGCAUUAAUGUUAAUGUGUUAUUUUCCAUUUAAUGUUUCUGGCAUAAUUCCUGAGAAACUUUCAAUAUAUGUUGUGUAUAUAUGUUUUGUAUAUGCUUUUGCCAGUGCAUCAAGUCUUUUUUUUCUUCCUACCCCCAGUUAUGUAUGAAGCUGUCAUACUUGCUUAUUAUGCAAUAAAGCAUUAUUUUCUCUACA